Oncorhynchus mykiss (rainbow trout) is the source of this 3478-nucleotide messenger RNA. Its product is annotated as 5-hydroxytryptamine receptor 1D. Gene Ontology annotation, molecular function: G protein-coupled serotonin receptor activity. Gene Ontology annotation, cellular component: plasma membrane. Lineage: Eukaryota; Metazoa; Chordata; Actinopteri; Salmoniformes; Salmonidae. Gene Ontology annotation, biological process: adenylate cyclase-activating adrenergic receptor signaling pathway; regulation of behavior; vasoconstriction. The record is from RefSeq and is a predicted model, not a curated record.
GUGAACGCACACGCACAGAUUAUGCAGAGUAUGUUAUGGACGCAUUUCAUCUUUGAUGCAUCAUUUUCUUCAAGGCUGCAUGGAUACACUUUAUCAUGAAACUCGUUGAGGUUUUACUAAUUUACGCGAGAGCAAUGAAUCAAUCCACAGCGCAUCAGCACAGGGGUUGGUAAUCCCUCUUCCGAAUGGGAGCGUCGACAACUCAUGCUGUAGACUCUGUGGCAUGUACUGGAGCUCGUAUUGGUAAUUAAACAGUACGGGACGAAGAGACUGGUGCUAUAUUUCUCAAUUUGGAAAGUGUAGCUUCAGUCGGUUUGUUUGGGGAGUUAUUCAAGCCGAGAAGUGUUUUUAUUGGAAAGUAUUCGUAUACUACUUUUUCUGAGGUUUGAAGGGGAAAGAUAUCGAAAUAUCUGUCAAUGGGUUUCAGUUCGAAAAAGAGGAUGCUUCGCUAUACAUGAACUACAAACAUUGGGACCACUCUAAAGUCUUGUGAAACGCAGUAUGGACACCUUUGGAAACACCACAACAUUUAGAUGCCUGCUGUUAUCUUUCAGCGCAACAAAAUCUUUCAAUUUUCGAAUUGGACGUGCGUAAUGGACAUUUCGCGUGUAACUUUGUAGGGAUCUGGAGACUCAUUUGUUAGAUUACCAUUCACUGCUCAUAUGAGGGCGAAAAUAGGAAAUUAUCCUUGUGGCAAAAUUGAAAACCAUGGUUGUCAUGCUGUAAUAGAAGCCUGGAAUAAGCUGUGCAGUACUAUUCCCCUCUGGACCUCAAACCUGAAUGCUUAACUGACCAACAAAGCUUUGACAGGAAAAAAGUUAACACACACUGGAAAUCAAUACAACACAUGCUGUGCUUCGUCUCACUGGGAGUCUGCAAACGCCUUGGCCUUUAUCUCAUUGAGUUGCGAAUUUCUAAGGCAGAGACAAAAACAUAUGGCAUGAAGAAGGGAUAUUGACUUGUUGUCCAUGACUGGACCGGUUGAAAAGGACUCCCCACCUGAUGUGGAUCAUGUUAACAUUCUAGCUCACUCUCAACAUCAACAUGGCUGGACCGCCCAGGCUUUGACUCUGAAACCAAAUGAAAUAACCCCUGGUUCAGCUUUAAGCUAGAACAGAGCGAGCCAUCCCUGUGUAUUACUAUCAUCUCUGAGUGUGGACUCACUGAGGGUUAUUGAAGAGGAUGAGACCAUGAAAGCAGCAGUUGAUAGGGAGCCGUGGUCUGGGGUGUUGUGCUCGGCCUGGCUGGAGUGGAGAUAAGAGCUUGGGCGAGCGAGAAAGCAGAGGUUUGAUGAGACCAGAGCAGAAUACAAAUCAGCGUCUGCCGUCCCUCCGCCGGACUUCAGCGUCAAACCAAUAUUAGUGUGUCUACUGAAUUAAUAAUGCCAACAGUUGUGCAUUGAAAGGUACGAGUAUAACCAAAAUCUAUAAUAUAAAACUAAAUAGCAGUCAUCACUUUUGAGACGAUCAAAACGGAGAUAAACAAAUAACCCAGUGUGUCUUCAAGACUGAAAUAAGGGAUAAAGGAUCCAUCGCGUCCCAUGGAUACGUGUGACAACCAAAAGUGACAUCCAUCGAUGCAGCCCUCUUUACCAUGCGGAGAAGACAACGUGAAGCGUAGGCUCUGAUCGAUUGAGGUGAUGUGCCUCAUCUAGACCUGGAACAAAGGGUUACAGGGGAACGGCGAGAUGGAUCAGGAUAAUAGCUCCAUUGAUUCAAUCUUCACCAAUGCCACAGAGAGACCCAAAACUUCAGAGGCACACUGGGACGAGGCCAUUCUCCUAGGUCUGCAGAUCUCCCUGUCGGCCAUCCUGGCCAUCAUCACCCUGGCCACCGUAUUGUCCAACGCCUUUGUUAUUGCCACCAUCUUCCUGACCCGGAAGCUGCACACGCCAGCCAAUUUUCUGAUCGGUUCGCUAGCCGUGACAGAUCUACUGGUGUCCAUCCUGGUCAUGCCUAUCAGCAUCGUGUACACGGUGAGUAAGACCUGGUCCCUGGGGCAGAUCGUCUGCGACAUCUGGCUGUCAUCAGAUAUCACCUUUUGCACCGCCUCCAUCCUGCACCUGUGUGUCAUUGCGCUGGACCGCUACUGGGCCAUCACUGAUGCCCUGGAGUACUCCAAGCGCCGGACGAUGCGUCGAGCGGGCCUGAUGAUAGCGGUGGUGUGGGUGAUCUCCAUCUCUAUCUCUAUACCGCCACUCUUCUGGAGGCAGGCCAAGGCCAAUGAGGAAGUGAUGGAGUGCCUGGUAAACACAGACCAGAUCUCCUACACGCUCUACUCCACCUUUGGGGCCUUCUACGUGCCCACCGUGCUGCUGAUCAUCCUCUAUGGCCGGAUCUACGUGGCCGCCCGCUCGCGCAUCUUCAAGACUCCAGUGUCGUCCGGCAAGCGUUUCACCACGGCCCAUCUCAUCCAGACGUCAGCCGGCUCCUCCCUCUGCUCCAUCAACUCUUCCGCCUCCAAUCAGGAAAGCCACCUGCAACCUGGAGGGGGAACCAGCGGAGGUGGAGGAGGAGGCAGAGGUGGGUCGCCUCUCUUCAAUAGCGUGAAGGUGAAGCUGGCAGACAGCGUGCUGGAGAGGAAGCGUCUGUGCGCCGCCCGGGAGAAGAAGGCCACCAAGACGCUGGGCAUCAUCCUGGGAGCCUUCAUCGUGUGCUGGCUGCCUUUCUUUGUGGGUACCCUGGUACUGGCCAUCUGCAAAGAAUGCUGGUUCCACCCAGUGCUCUUCGACGUGUUCACCUGGCUUGGCUACCUGAACUCGCUCAUCAAUCCCGUCAUCUACACCGCCUUCAAUGACGAGUUCAAACUGGCCUUCCACAAACUCAUCAAGUUCAAGAGAUGCUACUGAGGGAAUGCGAGGAUUGAACAUUCAAAAUUUAAAUCCAUAACCUAUUCUCUUGCCUUACUUAGUAAAUACCGGUAUGAUAAUAUAGGGCCUAUUCAUAGAAACACUGUACUGUUGCAUUAGUUCAUGUUGUAAACACACAUGCUCAUUGUGUUUGGUCUCUGUACAUUUUUCUGUACAUUGGAACUUCAUUGACUGGCUUGUGAGGUGCCACAGCUCUUUCAGAUAUUUCCUUCAUACAGAUGUAUGCAUGCAUUUCUAAAAGAAGAGAGAGUAAAACAUAUUCAGACUACAAAACUAAUUAUAAAUGAGAGUUUGGGUUUGUAUAUUACAGACCCCAAAAGAACAGACUUAUCAUACAUUGAGACAAAUGAAUGAGACUACGCAGUAUGAGACUGGGAUCUCCUUUGGAUGGUAGACAUGAGGGGAUUGAUCCAUGGAUUAUAACUGAGAAGCGGAUUAUAAACCCCCAUCGUACUGGAAAAGCCAUAGCAUGUUGUCACAGAAAUGUCACAUUACAGAGGCUCAUCGUCCAUAACACGUCUGUGGUACAGUACAAUAGAGACAUAUAUAAAGAUUAAGUCUUACGCUCUUUAUGUGUAUGCGUUUGUUUCUGUGUGGAGGAGUUGUCAC